AUGCUCAAGCCCAAGGACCUAUGCCCCCGAGCGGGCACGCGCACUUUCCUGGAGGCUAUGCAGGCGGGCAAAGUGCACUUGGCCCGCUUUGUGCUGGACGCGCUGGACCGCAGCAUCAUCGACUGUCGCGCGGAGCAGGGUCGCACGCCGCUCAUGGUGGCCGUGGGGCUGCCGGACCCCCAUGGCGGCGAGGCUGGCUCAGCGGGCAAGAGCUCGGGCCGGCACCGGGCGCAGGGCAGCGAGCGGCCCGAGCUGGGCCGGAGCAUGAGUCUGGCGCUGGGGGCUGUGACCGAAGAGGAGGCGGCCCGCCUACGGGCGGGGGCCCUGAUAGCACGACCAAACUCGCCUCAGUCUUCCGGGACUGGGCGGUGGCGCUCACAUGAGGUUCUGGAGGGAGCGCCCACAACCUUAGUGCAAGCCCCCAUCGGCCUCAGCCCCCACCCGGAAGGCGGCCCCGGCUCUGGUCGCCUGGGUUUGCGCCGACGCUCCACAGCCCCAGACAUCCCUAGCCUGGUCGGGGAGGCGCCAGGGCCCGAGAGUGGCCCGGAGUUAGAGGCCAACGCUCUGCCCCUCUCAGUGCCUGGGCCUGAGCCUUGGCAGGCGGGCACGGAGGCUGUGGUGCUGCACGCUCAGCGGUAAACAGCGCCGAGCCCCGAGCCCUAUUCCCCUCCACUUUCCCGCCUCUGCUCCACUGGCAUUUCUCCCUUUCUUCCAGGUCCCUCACUUUCUCGCAGUUGGUCCUCUCCCCCCACCGCCGCCAUCUCGAAACUUGUCCUCGCUGCCAAAGCGGGAUCUCCACCAGCUCUCCACCAGAAAUAAGAAAGGGACCCCCAUCUUACUUUUUCUGUGCUCGUUGGUAUUCCCCGGUAGGUCUUUCAGCUUCACUACGGCCUGCCUCUCCUGUCCCUGGUAGGCGAGGUGUUCCAUAGGCUACAGCCUUUCAGCCAGGAAGGUGAACCCCCCUC
Molecule: messenger RNA, 965 nt
Organism: Galeopterus variegatus (Sunda flying lemur)
Lineage: Eukaryota; Metazoa; Chordata; Mammalia; Dermoptera; Cynocephalidae
Gene: ANKRD63
Product: ankyrin repeat domain 63
Exons: 2
Coding region: 1-639 (212 amino acids)
Source: RefSeq, a predicted model, not a curated record